Molecule: messenger RNA, 1322 nt
Organism: Oryza sativa Japonica Group (Japanese rice)
Lineage: Eukaryota; Viridiplantae; Streptophyta; Magnoliopsida; Poales; Poaceae
Source: RefSeq, a predicted model, not a curated record
AACCAAAGCUAUAGCUGAAGAGACCUCAAGGAGUAGUAGGAGGAUGGGCGAGCCUCUCGAGCUCUCCCGAAACAGGCGUUUCAGGAGAAAAAAAAAAUCCCCUUUUCUCCCGGCCCCUUCCCUUCCAUCUCCGGCGACCCUCCGAUCGCCGGCGUGAGGGGAGGGGGUGGGAUUUUCGUCCCUUUAGUAAUCUAUUAGCUUAGGUGUUGGUCUUCUCUCGUAGUCGGGUCUUCCUGUCGUCGGGUUCUUCCCGUUUGUUCAAGUCGAUGGAUCGCCGGAGUUCGGCACCGUCGUCCCGGCGACGGAAGGAGUCGCUUUUAGUCGCCGAGGGUUUAGUUUGGAAAAACAGAGGAGGAGUUGCAAUGAGGGGAAGGCAGAUCGGUCAAAGGAACUUCUUCAACCUGUCAGAUCCAGCACAAGUUUGGUGGCGCUGCCCCCUCCCUGCAUCUGGCCGGCACGCAACGACAGUUGCGGCGUUGGCUGCCUUGUCCCCGGACACCAUGACCCACCCUCUCCGUCUCCGGCCUCUCCCCCUCCAGAUGUUGGGGCGGCGACGGUGUUUGUUGGGGUGGCGACAGCUCUCGGAUUCAAGGACAGCAGGUAACAAAAUAUUUGGCAGCCUGUGCUUCUCGAGAAUGCUGCGUUGGUGCUGGUCGGAUUGGUGCUUGCAUGAUCUGUUGGUAGAUGGGCUGGGGAUGAUAGUUGCUCAUCAAGGAAUUGCAGCUGGCCACCAGGUUAAUUUCUCCUCAUCCUCCUUUGUUGAGCUCCAAGCUGAAGUAGAAAGACAGCAGAUCAAUCAAUGCCAUCCUAGUUCUUGACUAAGGUUGGCCGGAGUUUGGGGACCUCUUUCUUGAUGUUUCUAUACAGUGGUACCCAUGCUGGGUUCGUCGUUCGGGUUGAGGGCAGACCGUCCGUGCAACCUUGUUUCGCAGGAUUGCAGUCAGUGCUCCUCAGAUUCAAUGAUAAACUCCGUGGAAAUCAACUGUUAAAGUCCGGUGAAGCUCACACCAAAAUCUACGACUCAACAACAAACCUUCAAUUUGUGCCGUUCCCGUGGAGGCAACCAAAGGGGAUUAUCGGUUUGUCAAGCGGUGUGCACGUCAAUGAAGGCCCAUGGAUGUAGUCGUCGCGGCAACGCCGCUACUCCUGUCGAUCUCAUCCAUUAUCACUGUAUGGCUACAUCAGGAAUUUGUUUCCCUUAGUUCAGUCUGUCUCAUCUUUAGAAAGGAUGGUUUGGUGUAUGAUCAAUUUGUACUGGGGAUUCUUUCCCUAAUCUCUGUCUUUUCUAUAUAAUAAAAUGAGUACUUUUCAAAAAAAAAAAA